This is a messenger RNA of Batrachochytrium dendrobatidis JAM81, 519 nucleotides long. RefSeq lists its product as uncharacterized. The transcript has 3 exons. Lineage: Eukaryota; Fungi; Chytridiomycota; Chytridiomycetes; Rhizophydiales. The record is from RefSeq and is a predicted model, not a curated record. Bases 1 to 519 code for a protein of 172 amino acids.
AUGACCCCUCUCUCAUUUGUUCUUGCAGUUUUGGCCAUUACCCAGCCAGCGAUGGCCCACUUUCAGCUCAUGUCACCUGCUCCCCGUAUCUACGACGACCUUCUUGAACUAGAUGCUCCAUGUGGUGGCAGCAAUACCACUACGGUUCGACAUCCCUUUCCUAUCAAGGGUGGGACUGUGACCAUACAAGCCUAUCAUCCCAAUGCUGCAGUGACAUUUGGCAUAUCAUUGCUUAAAGCUCCCAUGACCAAUGCAGACUUUAGCACCCCAUGGCAGCCAGCCCGAACUAUUGGUGCGGUAGGGUCGUACCCAUUUGCUAACCUUGACAUGUCCACCAUCAGUGGAGUUGCCGUUGGAACCAACGCGACCUUGCAGAUCACAUUCAAUGGUGGUGAUGACAUUACAUUUACGGCUGCAACGGCUUCUAGCGCAGCAUGGAGUAGUUUUGUCAGUAUUCGUGGGGUUGUUAGUCUGCCGUCGGGUUUAGCUUGGCUUGCUGCCGUUGUGUUGUUAAUGUAG